Molecule: messenger RNA, 566 nt
Organism: Dalotia coriaria
Lineage: Eukaryota; Metazoa; Arthropoda; Insecta; Coleoptera; Staphylinidae
Product: endocuticle structural glycoprotein SgAbd-8-like
Exons: 3
Coding region: 78-524 (148 amino acids)
Cellular component (GO): chitin-based extracellular matrix
Molecular function (GO): structural constituent of chitin-based larval cuticle
Source: RefSeq, a predicted model, not a curated record
GCAGUAAUAGUGCCUUACAGUGGUAUCACCAGUGCUUAAAUUUGGAAUUAUUAUUAUUACAUAUUACUAUCACCAAAAUGAAGCCGAUUAUUGCUUUUGUUGGUGUUUUACUCUCAGUUGCAUUGGUGGACUGCCAAUCAACUGGAGAGCCUAUACCAAUUUUAAAAUUCGAAAAUGAGGGACCUAAUCCUGAUGGAUCAUAUAAAUGGAGUUAUGAAACUGGGAACGAAAUAACCGCUCAAGAAGAAGGCCAUGUGAAAAACGCAGGAAAUGAAGAAACUGAAGCAAUGGAAGCUCAAGGAUCAUAUUCGUACACAGCUCCUGAUGGAACAAAAAUUAGUUUGCAGUACAUUGCAAACGAAGACGGUUUCCAACCGGUUGGGGAACAUUUGCCGACGCCGCCACCAAUUCCCGAAGCCAUCAUGCGAGCGCUUGAAUGGAACGCUGCUCACCCUGAGGAGGAAAAAGAAGGAGCUGCUUCUAACUUCAUACCUGUGUACAAAGCGUACAAUAGGAGGUUUUAGUGUGUAGUGGAUGAGUAGAUGAAGUUGAUAUACAUAUUUUAA